Scomber japonicus (chub mackerel) is the source of this 2159-nucleotide messenger RNA. It is a transcript of the gene npl, whose product is annotated as N-acetylneuraminate pyruvate lyase (dihydrodipicolinate synthase). The transcript has 11 exons. Gene Ontology annotation, molecular function: 4-hydroxy-tetrahydrodipicolinate synthase activity; N-acetylneuraminate lyase activity. The record is from RefSeq and is a predicted model, not a curated record. NCBI's taxonomy places the organism in Eukaryota, Metazoa, Chordata, Actinopteri, Scombriformes, Scombridae. Bases 9 to 932 code for a protein of 307 amino acids. Gene Ontology annotation, biological process: N-acetylneuraminate catabolic process.
UGUCAGUCAUGGCUCCUGCUGCAGACAAAAAACUGACAGGUCUGGUUGCAGCCACAUUUACUCCAUUCACCACCCAAGGUGAACUCAACCUAUCAGAGAUCGGAUGUUAUAUUGACUACUUGAAAGAGAAGCAAGGUGUAAAUAACAUAUUUGUGAAUGGCACCACCGGAGAAGGUAUGUCUCUCAGUGUUGCAGAGAGGAAGAUGCUGGCAGAGGAGUGGUGUAAGAAAGCCAAGGGAAAAAUGGAUCAGGUGAUUGUGCAUGUCGGCUGCACGAGUCUUAAAGAUUCCCAAGAACUGGCCCGCCAUGCAGCGCAGAUCGGGGCUGAGGGGAUAGCAGUCAUCGCCCCCUCCUUCUUCAAACCCAAUUCUGCAGAUGUGUUGAAGAAGUUCCUCCAGGAAGUGAGUUCAUCUGCACCGACUCUGCCUUUCUAUUAUUAUCAUAUCCCUGCUGUCACUGGUGUUAAUGUGCUCGCAAGAGAUGUGUUGGAAGAUAUUGAGACGCUUAUCCCUUCCUUCAGAGGUGUGAAGUUCUCCUCCUGUGACCUGAUGGACUUUGGCCAGUGCAUCAGCUACAGUCCUCCCCACUGGUCUGUCCUUUAUGGCGUGGAUGAGCAACUUCUAGCAUCUCUGGCUUUUGGAGCCAAAGGAGCAGUUGGCAGCACCUAUAACUAUGUAGGAAGUCAUGUCAACAAGCUCAUAACAGCAUUUGAGAAAGGAGAUCUUGUCCAAGCCAGGAACAUACAGUUCAAGAUACAAGAACUUAUCAGUUACGCCCAAAAACUUGGCUUUGAUGUUGGAGUGAAUAAGCAGCUGAUGAGUGAGGUGUCAGGCCUGAGACUGGGUCCCCCUCGACUCCCUCUGAUGCUGCGUCCUCCAGCUCACGCUGUGUCCAUUGCAAAGAAAUAUCACAGCCUUUUUCCUGAACCCUGAUUAUGUUCAUACUCUACUGUUGAACUUAAAAUCAAUCAUUCGCUAUACAUUUAUUGCUCACUUGAUUCCUGUUAUUAGUGCCUCAGAUGCACAAUGACAGCAAGGGCCGUGUGAUGGGUCCAGUUACUAAACCAGCAAUCAGCCUGCAUCAGACACUUGCACUUUGCAACAAAGCUCACCUUUAAACAAACUGAGAAUGAAAGGCAUCUCCAUUUUUCUGACUAACUUCUGGUUUUGAGGUGAUUACGUAAAGCUACAAAAUCAAUCUGAAAUCAUUCCUUAAUUAUGCUGUAAUUUUUACAUUUUUAUCUCUUAAAUCUUAAUGCGUAUAUACUACUGUGGCAAUGAAACUCAACUUAAUUCAAGUGGCACUACACACUACCACAGGUACAGUAAGUUCUCUUGACUGAAUACACUUAGUAUUUUUUGGGCAUUCUCUAUCUCUUUUAAGGUAGUAUUUUCUUUGCUGAGGAAUAUUCUAAUAUUUUAACAUUUAUUUUAAUCUCAAAGUUUCUAUCAUUUUAUUGCAAACAGUAACUAACAUCCAUUGAGUAACAAAUGAUGGAACUUUGGUUUUAUCACUACAUUUAGGAAACAGAAGCUGUAUCACAAUGUAACAGUAUUAUCUCUAUAUUAUCUUGUACUGUGUAAGACCAUAAAUGAAUCUCACUUCUGGAGGGGGUAUGUGGGCACUCUAAGCCUUAUUUUUGUAAGUCACAUGGCAUGAGGAAAAAAUUGACAAUAACCACAGCGGAGUAAAGUGCUUUAAUAAAUUGGAAGGAACAGUCAUAUUUCACUACUCCAUCCUUUUUGUGGUUCACAUUUGUAGAGUGUUUUGCCUCUGUCUGUAAAUGCUACCAGUCAAACAGAAGGUUUUUGAAGAAUGUUUGUUUUUUAUCCUUGAAAAUCUGUGUUACUGAAAAUCUGUGUCCUUAGGCUGACCCCACCAGAGAGAUCAGGUUGAAAAUGGAGACAGAAGGGUAUUGAUAUGAACUGUCUCACACUCCAAAAAGGGACUAAAAUUGAAUGUCCAAGUAACUAGAAGGGACCUUAAAAUACUUGAAACUUAAAUUGUCCUUGUUUCUUUUUGAGUUAUAAUGAUGAAAUGUUUAUUAUAUGUAUACUUUAUAAGGGCAUUAAAUGUCAAAUUAAGAAUCUUUGCUUUGUAUUAUGACUUGCCAAUGUUAUAAAUUGCCAAUUUCUUACUAAUAAAUAUGCUUAUCUAUU